Periophthalmus magnuspinnatus is the source of this 345-nucleotide messenger RNA. RefSeq names its product coiled-coil domain containing 103 (gene dnaaf19). The transcript has 2 exons. Gene Ontology annotation, cellular component: outer dynein arm. Gene Ontology annotation, biological process: epithelial cilium movement involved in extracellular fluid movement; determination of left/right symmetry; inner dynein arm assembly. The annotation marks the transcript as partial. NCBI's taxonomy places the organism in Eukaryota, Metazoa, Chordata, Actinopteri, Gobiiformes, Gobiidae. The record is from RefSeq and is a predicted model, not a curated record.
AUGUCUGCCUCGAAAGGCCUCAUAGACUUUGGAGCUCUGGAGAAAGAGCUGCGUGGGUCCCUUCAAUUUGAGGAGAAGUACUACAGAGAGAACGCAGCUAAACUGAGAGCUGUAAACCAGAAAGUGGGGUCCUAUGAUGAGUUCAGGUCUCUGGUUUUGGCAUCUCAUCUGAAGCCUCUGGAGAGACACGACAUGCAGAGGGCACCACGGAAACAGCCCUGGAACCCUGUCACCAUAGGCAACAGGACACACCACACUGUCUCUGCGGGCAACAGGACACAUCACAUGACUUUAGGGAGUCAAGAGAGAAAUGAGGAGAACUCAACAAACCAGGACAAAAACAGA